AUGUCUACUACUACCAACGGCACAGCCCAUUCUUGGACAUCACUGCCCAAAGCAAUGUCCAAGUCAGUCUCCUCUUUGCAAAAGACACUCGACAACGACGCACAAUGGCAAGCGUUCAUCGACACCAACGCCAUCGUCGAACCUGUCACGAUGGGCGUGCAAUCGGUAGGGAGCGAAGAAACCAUUCUGGUCCACAUCACUUCUGGCUCCAAAACCACCACAUCCACCGGCCCAGGUUCAAAGGCGGAUUUUGUUCUUUGUGCCCAACCUCAACAGUGGGAGAAAUUCUUUGCCGCCGACCCAAAGGCACCAUAUACUAGCUUCGUAGGACUUCAGGGCAUGAAUAUCGUCCAGGAAGGCGUCGGUGUGCAAGGAGACAAAGUCAAAUUCGCCCAGUACGGCCAUCUAGCGACUCGUCUUCUCGAAUUGCUACGCGAAGGUCAACACGGCCCUCUCCCGACCGACCACCAACCCGAGACCGACGAGGACCACAUUACCGGUCGGUACAUCUACAUCGACGCACCUGUCUGGGGUCGGUCAAAGGUAUUUUACGAGACGUCCGGCACCGGCCCUCAACAGAUUGUGUUCCUGCACACGGCCGGAAGUGACAGUCGCCAGUAUCAUGGUGUGAUGAAUGAUUCACGCAUGCGAGAACAGUGUACGAUGAUUGCAUUCGAUUUACCGGCUCACGGAAGAAGUUUUCCUGGUAGUAAUCACAUCCCAGGAAACCACACCAACAACGAAGAAGCGUACGUCGGUACGAUCCGAGAGGUCAUCAAGACCCUCAAGCUCGACAAGCCCAUCGUCUGCGGAGCGAGCAUGGCGGGACAAGUGUGUGUCGCCGUGGCCAUUCGAGCGGAGGAAGUCGGCGCGGGCGGCACCAUCCCCCUCCAAGGGUGUGACUACCUCACCAUGGACCGACAGUUCAACGACAAAUCUCCCGUGGUGAAUCAAGCCUUGUUCAAUCCCGAUUGGAUUUACGGCAUGAUGGCACCAAAAAGUCCUUUGGUAAAUAAACAAUUGAUAUGGCACAUGUACUCCGGUCAGGCGUACGGCAUCUUCCACGGCGACCUGGACUUCUACUUUGGCGGUUUCGACGCCCGUGACCGCGUGGCGCAGAUCGACGUCUCCAAGUGUCCCAUCUUCUUCCUCACGGGGGAGUACGACUGGAGCACGACCCCCCGGAUGAGCGAAGCCACAGCCCAAAAGAUAAAGGGGGCCAAUUUCAAGGCCAUGAAGGGCUUGGGUCAUUUCCCCGCCACCGAGGAUCCGGCCAAGUUUAUCCCAUACCUCAUCGAAGCUAUUGAAUGGAUCCAAAAGACACGACAAUCUUAG
Molecule: messenger RNA, 1335 nt
Organism: Exophiala oligosperma
Lineage: Eukaryota; Fungi; Ascomycota; Eurotiomycetes; Chaetothyriales; Herpotrichiellaceae
Exons: 6
Coding region: 1-1335 (444 amino acids)
Source: RefSeq, a predicted model, not a curated record